Dreissena polymorpha is the source of this 3902-nucleotide messenger RNA. RefSeq lists its product as uncharacterized. The record is from RefSeq and is a predicted model, not a curated record. The transcript has 8 exons. NCBI's taxonomy places the organism in Eukaryota, Metazoa, Mollusca, Bivalvia, Myida, Dreissenidae. The coding region runs from base 1517 to 2845 and encodes 442 amino acids. Gene Ontology annotation, cellular component: membrane. Gene Ontology annotation, biological process: hemocyte migration. Gene Ontology annotation, molecular function: growth factor activity.
GUAUUACUUAUUGGCUGAAAUUGUGUUCUUUUAUGAAGUGUUUAUUAUUUUUACUUUAAGGUAUUCGUUUGAUAUCCCGUUAAAGAAAACAUACAUUAUAUGCGUAUUGUAACAACGUUUUCUUAAAAUGGUAUAUCAGUUUGAAUGUAUUUGGACCUGUGAAAUAAUACUUGUAUGCAUGUUUUCAAGAAAAGCAAUUAAUACAUUUUAAUUUCGCACACUAAAUGCUUUAAAACGUCGCAGCUCACUAGUGUACAAACAAUGCCAGUGGUAAACGUUCAAGCUGUCUCAUUUGUUUAUAAACAGUGAAGCAGUUGCAUGUAAAAGUGGCAUUUACGAUUCCGCUAUGUUUGAAUAUUCUCUACAUGUUCCUUUAUGUUUUUAAUCUUUUGAAGUUGAGAAGUGGUUAUCAAUUUUAGAGCGACACGCGCGUAUUUGAUAAAUGUUUAAUCCCACCUCGAUGUAAGUUGGUAUGUUUUCUGAUAUAAAACUUGAACGCAAACUUUGAUAACUUCUCUGUUAUGUUUUCGUGGAAAGUUCGACGGCAAAUCGACAGAAUUGUGGGUUUUUUUUUCUUUCAAUCGUAUGGAGUAUAACAUUUCUGUACCUUCACCUUUGGAUUUAAAUAUACAACUUGAUUAUUCAGAUAGUUUACGCUGUGAUGUAGGUAAACUGAAUUUUAAGUCGCAUGGAUAAGGGCAACACGACUACUAAUUUGAAAACGAUAAAAUAGAAAUAAACGCGAUCUUAAGUGAUUUAAGUAUGUCAAAUUAUUGUGCUGCUGCUUGUUAAUCUGGACAGGCUAUAUUUAGUGUAUUCAGACGAAAGAGAGACAAAGGUGCCAGUUCGUUAAUAAAAGCGAGUAAAACUGAUUUCCUUUUAUUUUAGCCGCAAGACGAAGAAAUGCUUCUGAUAUCGUACAGCAUGUCGCCAAUUUAGCGACAUACGAUGAUAGCCAAAAAGAGCGUGUGUUUGAAGCUUCGAAAAUCGCGGAGCACGUCUGGGUCAAGUGAGGUCACAUUGAAAAGUGGACAGGACAUAAACAGUGAGAUGAUUGUAUCCGACUCCCUUGGAGGGAGUCACGGAGAAGACGCGGGUACGGGCGGUGUUGAUAAGUCACGACUCGGAUUAGUUGGAGCCUGUCGCGAUCAAAAUCACGGUGGAAAGUAUUGGAAAAGGAACUUAUGUGAUGUAAGUGUAAAUGAUGUUAAUGAUAAAUGGCGAAAUAAUGAGGACCUUAAUGACGACCUUUGUGAAAUAAGUGAAGCGAGUGUCAAUAUUGAAGACUUGUACGACGAUUCAAAUGAUAUCAAUCAAUGUUUUGAACAAAAGGGCGCGUACAGUAGUGUAUGUGAACGAGCGGAUUGCUGUUCUUUUCAAACAUACACAGAAGCUGACUUUGGACAAGAUAUCAUAAACGCAAGAUUACAUUGCUUUUUUUAACCUGAUCCCCGAAGUCUACAACACCAAUAAAAUUGUUAACAUCAAUAUUCUAAGAAGUGGGGUCUCAAGAUGAAUGUCGGGAAAAGUAAGAGAACAUUGUUCAUGCGAGUGCCAGUCAACGCGAUCUUUCCAGUUAGCAAACGACAGUGGAAAAACAGACGAUAACAAGCACUUACAUGAAGACGAUCGUUUGAUAAGCGUUAAGUCCCGACGGAAUUCAGGACGCCGGACACAUUGUAAAAGUUCGAGAAGUGAUGUGACCGCAGAGGAUACUUAUAGUUCACAUUGUAGUAAACUUAAUAUUUGUAAAGCCAUUAGUUCCUGGAUCCAUAAAAAUAUUACCAUGUUUGUAUGCUGCCAGUGUUUAAUAGCACUCGUGCUGUGUGUAGGUGGCGUGUUUAUGGGGAUGAACUACGCAGGUGACAAAUCCAAGACGGCAACUUUGCAUAUGAAGCCCGGCUCGAAGGAGCAACUUAUAUAUGACUAUCCAAGUGAGAGCGAGGUUGAUUACGUCAUAUCCGACAAGGACCGCGCGGACCAUCCUCACAAGCAUCAGGCGACACGAGUUAUACUGGACAAGCCGUUUCGAAGCGUGUCAGUAUCAGAUUUCCAAAGUCAUCUGUCGCGUUCUAAAAGCGUCGCAGAUAUGUUAAAGAUUUUUUUCGAUGAUCCGAACCUAACGGAGGAGCAAGUGCGCCAGAUAAUGUUCAUGAAGAGCCACCAGGGGUUGUAUGCGUCCAAUGGGGAGACGUCGUCUCGGCGAGGACACAUGAUGAGCGACCUCGGAUCAAACAAUAUGGACGAAGCUUUCAAGCAUUACCGGGAAGUUGAAGCAAGCCCUGUUGCCGGCUGUGAACCAAAGCCGGAAGUGGAACGAAUGGAUGACCAUCAACACGAGCUGGGACCCCGCACCUUCUUGCCUUCGUGUACCAUCGUGCACCGGUGUAGGAACACCACUUCUUGUUGUCCAAAGGGGUUUGAAUGCGUCCCAAAAAAGGAGAACGGAAUCCAAAUAAUCGACCGCUACUUUAUGGUUUUAGAGGCCGUCCCUGGGUCAGAUAGAAUGAAGCCUGCCAGCAAAGAUUUCAUCUAUGCCAAGAGCUACCAGAAUCACACGGCCUGCGAAUGCGUUAAAGUGGAGUUCACGUCGAACUGUGCACAGUUUUGUCCACACUCGUUUAAAAAAGAGCGACCGGGUCGGGACUGCAUAUGCGACUGUCGACAUCAACAUCGGAAGUGUCAGAAAAUCAUGCACGGGCAACAAGCAUUGGACGAAGAAGAUUUAGUAUGCAUAAAAGAAGGCAAGUGCAUAGUUCCGGAAUGCUACGCAGGCGAGUUUAACGUUGCAAAUGGUUUCUGUCCGUUCAGCACCCGCCGCAAACGAGACCGAGACAGGCUUUAGAGAAUUCGGAGGAGGUGUUUAUAGGUAUCCGGACCACAGUGGACACUACCAUCGCUUGCCCACCGAUUACCUUCCGUUCGCCAUUGUACAGGGCUCAGAAAGAAGCCCCAGCUCACGUAAAUUAACUCACGUGACCAAACACAUUCAGAACUCAACGCGCACUACCAUCUUCAUUUUCCGUGUGGUAUUGCGUUGAAUCAUCAGUUGCAAACAGGUCGCCUCUCCAUACAUAGGCACGAAAAUAGUUCCCAUUAUUUUAAUAAAAAUAAUGUGUGGAUCAAUACAUAAUUAUGAAAUCAUCAAAUUGGCAUUCAUGUCUAUGCAUGCGAUCCAUAAACUCAGCUUUAAUAUGCAUUAUGAUUACUUUUUACAAGAAUCUGGUCAUUGAGCCCAACGCGGAGGCGUAUGUAGGGAGCAAUGAACGGCAACUCUGCAUUGAGAUAAUCUGCAAUUGUGGAAACUAAGUUAAGCUUUUCUCAGAUGCAAGAAAAGAAUUGUUUAGACAAAACGUGUUUUGUGUUGCCUUAUCUUCUUGCGCCAAAGAUGAACUGUAAGGGUGUAGCCAAAGUUUACUUGACCUUGAAUACAUUGUUUCGGUAGCAGAGCGAAGACGGAUACCGUCUCAUGCACUAUGCAUGAUAUAGAUUAAAUAUUUAUACUUUGCAUCGCAUUUGUACCGCUUACAUGGGUCAUCGCGUCAUCUGUAUAUAUUGUACUAAGUUAUUUGUGUCAAAUGUUAUUGACGUUGUCCAGCGUCUUAUAAGCUGCAGAAUGCUGAGUAUGGGGACGAGAGAUUAUGAAGACAUUUUGGACGACAACACACAAUUAUUACCUAUAAACGAGAUCGGUUGUGGUUUGGUUUUCAUCGCAUAUUGUUAUACGUCAGGUCAUACAACGGGGAGUACUGUGUGGAUACAUAAUCAUUAAAAUUAUGGUUUUACGAGAAAAACAUUUAUGUAUAUGCGUUUACUACUACCGGUAUAUCAUGUACCUUCGAUUUUUUUUUGUUAAAACAUGUGUUGAAUACGUGAAACAGAAAAUAAACUAAUUCAAAAGA